AUGUAUGAGAACACUGAUGGAUUGGAGCCCCCCCGGAGGGAACCCUCCACCUCCCACAAUGACAAGAGGCAGCCAGACGGCAUCCAGAAGUGGCUUCCUCACCAUACUGCGAUCUGUCUGCUGUUGUGUCUUGUUUUGUUGACAGUCAUCAUUGUCCUCAUUGUGAGAUACAUCCCGCUGUCCAGCAAUCACAAGCAACCAGAGGCCACCUACCAUAUAUUGGAGAACAAUGUGACUGAGACUCCCAGGAGUGAAGAAGAGUUCCUGGAACCAUUGAGAAGAGAGAUGUCAACUACCAAGACUGAGCUGAAUGAGACCCGUGUUGAACUGGAAAAGGCACUACAAGAAAUUAUGGACUUGAAAAACCUUCUACUGAGCUGCCAGCAGGAAGAUCCAAUUGCUACAACCGAUAGACCGACAACAGAGGAGAUGUCAAAGCACACAAGAUCAGGGAUGGACCAGCGAGAGAGAGAGUUCUGCCCUGAAGGAUGGGUCCUCUUCAAAAAGACAUGUCUUUGGAUUUCCACCGAGCAAAACACUUGGAGAAACAGUACAAAAUAUUGUGAAGAGAGAGAUUCCAACCUGAUCAUUGUGCCGUGGAAUGACACGGCUCUCCAGCACUUCCUGGCAGGAGAACAAGGAGGAUUCUGGGUUGGAAAGGAAUUGACCUGGAGGUGGCCAGAAGAAUGGAGAUGGCCCGGGGGUUAUGGAGCCACAUCGAACGAUCGCUGCUGGGCGCUGAUCGGUGGAACUCUGCAAAGUGUGACCUGCUCGGAUAAUCAUAGAUGGAUCUGUGAGAGGAAUAUUGUUCUAACUUCAUAUAAAGGCUCCUCUUAUAGCAAUCUGGAAUUCAGCCUGUGGAGGGCGAACUUCUCUUGUUACAGAAAAUCAAGCUGAACAAUGGAGGGAAAUAUGCAUAUAAAACAUGUGAUAAUUACUA
This is a messenger RNA of Rana temporaria (common frog), 940 nucleotides long. RefSeq names its product asialoglycoprotein receptor 1-like. The transcript has 6 exons. The coding region runs from base 1 to 897 and encodes 298 amino acids. The record is from RefSeq and is a predicted model, not a curated record. Gene Ontology annotation, cellular component: plasma membrane. Lineage: Eukaryota; Metazoa; Chordata; Amphibia; Anura; Ranidae. Gene Ontology annotation, molecular function: transmembrane signaling receptor activity.